GUAUGCAUAUAUAAUAUUUAAUUUUGUCAAUCUGUUAAAGAAGCUCGAAAACAGGGUAAAGAGUUUUCUUUUCGGAUUUAAAGAAUUUUAAUAGGUUUGGAUAACAGUAGACUUGCACUAUAAUCAAUAGCACUAAUAAAAAAGUCAAAACAAAGAAUGGCAGUUCCAUCACUGCACAAAAGCCAAAACUUGUAGUGAAUCAUCAUAGCUUUGAUUUUCCAUUGCAAACUCAAACCAACUACGACUUCAACACCAACUAUUGAAAACUGCUAGAAUCUCAAACACCCAGACUCAAAAUCAACAAACAAGUAAACUUAAAAAAUGGGGAUUGUUAGCUUGCUCGGUGUGGUGCUAUUAUUGGGGAUUUUAUGUGCAGAAUCCAAGUACAUGGUUUAUAACACUUCUUCAGGAAUAGAUGCUGGGAAAAUCAAUGUUCAUCUGGUUCCGCACACCCAUGGUGAUGUUGGUUGGUUAAAAACCGUUGAUCAGUACUAUGUUGGCUCCAACAAUUCUAUCCAGGGGGCUUGUGUGCAGAAUGUACUGGAUUCUAUACUGCCUGCCCUGUUGGCUGACAAAAACCGGAAAUUCAUUUAUGUUGAACAGGCAUUUUUUCAGCGAUGGUGGAGAGAUCAGAGUGAGCUAAUUCAGAGUAUAGUCAAGAAACUUGUCAGCUCGGGUCAACUAGAGUUCAUAAAUGGAGGCAUGUGCAUGCAUGAUGAGGCAGUAACACAUUACAUAGACAUGAUUGAUCAGACAACUCUUGGACAACGAUUCAUUAAAGAGGAGUUUGGUGUCACUCCAAGAAUUGGAUGGCAAAUUGAUCCUUUUGGACAUUCUGCAGUGCAGGCUUACUUAUUGGGAGCAGAAGUUGGAUUUGACUCAUUUUUCUUCGGCCGCAUAGACUACCAAGACAGGAUUAAGCGAAAAAAAGAAAAGAGUCUUGAAGUUAUUUGGCGGGGUUCUAAGAGCCUGGGCUCAUCUGCUCAGAUUUUUGCUGGAGCAUUCCCACAAAAUUAUGAACCUCCACGAGGUUUCUACUUUGAAGUUAAUGAUGAUUCCCCUAUUGUUCAAGAUGAUAUCGAUUUGUUUGAUUACAAUGUUCAAGACAGAGUGAAUGACUUUGUUGCUGCUGCAAUAGCACAGGCAAACGUAACUAGAACAAAUCACAUAAUGUGGACCAUGGGAACAGAUUUUAAGUAUCAGUAUGCACUCACUUGGUUCCGGAACAUGGACAAGCUUAUUCACUAUGUGAAUAAGGUUGGUUUUGAACUCUACUCUACUCCAUCCAUAUAUACUGAUGCUAAAUAUGCUAUGAGCAAAUCUUGGCCGCUCAAAACUGAUGACUACUUUCCUUACGCAGAUCGUGCAAAUGCUUACUGGACAGGAUACUUUACAAGUAGACCAGCUCUAAAACGCUAUGUUAGAACAAUGAGUGGCUACCAUUUGGCUGCACGGCAACUUGAAUUUUUCAAAGGGAGAAGUGAUUCAGGGCCCAAUACAGACUCAUUGGCAGAUGCUUUGGCUAUUGCUCAACAUCAUGAUGCUGUUACAGGUACAGAGAAGCAGCACGUGGCCAAUGAUUAUGCAAAAAGACUGUCAAUAGGUUACGCUGAGGCUGAGAAGGUUGUUGCAUCAUCGCUUGCUUGCUUGGCUGAUUCAAACUCAUUCAUUGGAUGUGGGGACUCAACCACCAAUUUCCAGCAGUGUCCACUUCUGAAUAUAACUUACUGUCCUGCAUCAGAAACUGACCUGUCUGAUGGAAAGAAGUUGAUUGUUGUGGUCUACAAUUCUUUGGGGUGGAAGAGAGAGGAUGUAAUACGUUUUCCUGUUGUUAAUGAAGAUGUAAUUGUUCAUGACUCUGAGGGAAGAAAAAUUGAAUCACAGCUUGUUCCAACAGUUGAUGCUUAUGUGGACCUUAGGAACUAUUAUGUUAGGGCAUACUUAGGUAGCAACCCAAAUGCUGUACCUAAGUAUUGGCUUGCAUUCACAGUAUCUGUACUACCUCUUGGCUUCAGCACUUAUAUCAUCUCUACUUCCCAAAGGACAGGAGCUGGAUCGACCAAAUCAGCUAUAUAUAAAUUUCAGAGGGAUGAAAGAUCUGCUGUUGAAGUUGGUGAAGGAAAUUUAAAGCUUACUUUUGCUGUGCCUCAAGCGAACCUGAUAAAUUAUAUCAACAGCAGAAACUUGGUCAAGGAAUCAGUGGAACAAUCAUUUAGUUUUUACAUUGGAUAUAAUGGAUCUCUUGACAAAGAGCCACAGAACUCUGGGGCAUAUAUCUUCCGUCCAAAUGGCACAUAUCUCAUAAAACCUGAACAGGCCUCUUUGACUGUUAUUCAAGGACCAUUAAUACAUGAGGUGCAUCAACAGAUCAAUCCGUGGAUAUUUCAGACUACUAGACUUUACAAGGAGAAAGAGCAUGUUGAAGUUGAGUUCAUUGUUGGGCCUGUUCCAAUUGAUGAUGGAUUUGGCAAAGAAGUUGUAACUCAGAUUACUACUUCUCUGGAUAACAGUAAAACAUUCUACACGGAUUCUAAUGGACGUGAUUUUAUCAAACGGAUUCGUGAUUUUAGGACAGACUGGGACCUGGAAGUAAACCAACCAUUUGCUGGAAACUAUUACCCGAUUAAUUUAGGAAUUUACAUUCAAGAUAGUGAGAAAGAAUUUUCAGUAUUGGUAGAUCGAUCUAUUGGAGGAUCUAGCAUAGUGGAUGGACAAAUAGAGUUGAUGCUCCACAGGAGGCUGCUACUUGAUGACUCCAGAGGUGUUGCAGAGGCUCUAAAUGAAACGGUCUGCGUUCGUGAUGAUUGCAGAGGACUAGCUGUUCAAGGAAAAUAUUAUUACAGAAUUGACCCCCUAGGAGAAGGUGCCAAGUGGCGUCGUUCUUUUGGCCAACAGAUAUACUCACCCCUCCUGUUAGCAUUUGCAGAAGAGGAUGGAGAUAACUGGAUGAGUUCUCAUAUACCGACAUUCUCAGGGAUUGACGACUCCUACACUUUACCUGAUAAUAUUGCUGUUAUAACUCUUCAGGAGCUUGAUGAUGGAAAAACUCUGCUUAGAUUGGCACAUUUGUUCGAGAUUGGAGAGAACAGUGUUCUUUCAGUAGUGACUAGUGUGGAACUGAAGAAGCUAUUUCCAGGCAAGAAGAUUGCCAAGGUGACAGAGGUGAGCUUAUCUGCGAAUCAAGAAAGAGAAGAAAUGGAGAAGAAGAGACUUGUUUGGAAAGUAGAAGGGUCUUCAGGAGAAAAUCCCAAGGUGGUAAGAGGUGGACCUCUUGAUCCAAAAAAACUGGUGGUGGAGCUUGCUCCAAUGGAAAUUCGUACCUUUUUCAUCGAAUUUGAUCACACUUCCUUCAAGAGAAAAUUUGAUGCUUAAGUGGCUGCAAAAAUGCUGGACGGCAUUUUGUUAUUAAAGAAGGCGUCGUCUGUUGCUACCUUUGUAAUCCAUGCAUUCUGAUUAAUCCUCUGUUGCUGCACUUAAUCACUUGGUUUGCUUCUGAACUGAGAGCUAAUUUUGUAUAAUCUGCUAACUCUUCUGGCACUGUGACUGUGUGAAUGCUCCCCGCAGAUGUUUGUAAAUGAGAAAGUUUUCUCCUUUACUGACUCUGUCAUGGCCGCAUAGGAUUCUGAUGCACUAAAACUCAAGUCAGUCUAAAAUAAAAUGCUGUUGUUUGCAAAUCUUAAUUGUUCCUUUAGAUUUAGAAGCCAAACUUGCUAUGGCAAACAGAAGAUCCAGUCCAGUUAUGUCUACAUCACACUUUCACAUUUGCUAGAUCCAGAAAGGCAGCAGCAUGCAUGAGCAUGAGCCCAAGUGAUCACAAAAACUCAAAAACGAAGUACUGCAUGUCUUUUGCAUAAAGGUGGCACUAUUGAUUUCUAAAGGGCAAAAGAAACAUGAGGAUAGUGAAUAUAUCUAAUAAAUUCAUCUCGUCUUUCAUGACCCAAGAAAAAAACAAAAAGGGUUUUGGGGGGGGAAGGAGGGGAUAUUAGGAGGAAUAAACAAAGAUAACGAGGGUAUUGCAGUAAUUAAUGGAGAAUCUAAAUUCUGUCAACGUGCGGCAGAUUCUCUCUUUCUCUCUCUAUAACAAUGCGUGAAAAGCCGCAAAGGCCGAAACGCUAAGGCCAUCGCAAAACAACACUCGGAAACGAAGCUUUGCAAAAUUUCAUGUCCAUCUUGCCCUCACAAGCUCAAGGUUCCAAAGCGUCGUCAUCUCAAUAUCUCUCUCAAAACCCUAAUUCCAAUCAUGGCAACUACCAAACCUCUCCUCCUCCAAUUCUCCUUUGGAUCUCUCCACAUCUCUGAUCCUCCUCUUCCCUUUCCUCUCUCCAAUUUCCCUCCAGGCCCGUUGGCUUCCGUUGCACAUGGUUCAGCUGGAUCCUCCAAAGAG
Molecule: messenger RNA, 4384 nt
Organism: Durio zibethinus
Lineage: Eukaryota; Viridiplantae; Streptophyta; Magnoliopsida; Malvales; Malvaceae
Source: RefSeq, a predicted model, not a curated record